Messenger RNA from Phytophthora sojae, 819 nucleotides. RefSeq lists its product as hypothetical. Lineage: Eukaryota; Oomycota; Peronosporomycetes; Peronosporales; Peronosporaceae. Bases 1 to 819 code for a protein of 272 amino acids. The record is from RefSeq and is a predicted model, not a curated record. The transcript has a single exon.
AUGAGAGUCUUUCAGAGACUGUCCGUGGUGAUCCACGCCAUUACAACCAGCAGCGGUGGUCUACUCGUCGUUCUCCAACGUCCAGACUCAGUCGCCGGUCUACUCGGCGUCACGACACAAUCACGCGUUCGGUUCUUUCCUCAUCUCCGCAAGCAAGAUUGGACCGCGCUCCUCCGUCCUCCGACCUCGGCAUGGGAGUCUCGAGCCAAACGCCUUCAUUGUGAAGUUAGCGCGCUCAAUGGUCACUCCAACCGACUGGCGCUAGUCAAGCGAUGGAUGCUGCCUACCUACGACAUCCAGUUUCGGGUGCUCCAUGAGCUGAUGCACGUGAACAUCAAGCGUUUCUUUCUCCAAACCGGACGCCGCGACCCGACCACCUGCCCCAGACAAGAUUGCUACCAGCGCGAGAGUCUGGCCCACUGCUUUUGGCUCUGCUCACCAACUCAGCAGACGUGGUCUGCACUACGUCCAAUAUGGUCCCCGCUACUCCGUUGCACGCCUUCCUGGUUGGGCUUUCUCCUCGGGACCUCGGAGCUGCUUCACUCGAGCUGGGCAGCGCACCACAAACUGGCAUACGGCUUGUGGCUGAUACUCCGCGGCAUUUGCAUGCGAUCCACCUGGAUCAACCGAACCAACGACGCUUUCGGUCGGGAAGCAGCUAGCCCCAAGGCCAUUGCUGCCGGCGUCAAGUCCUCUUUCGUUGUCCAUUUGCGCUCGCUUGACCGUCGACGCCACAGGAUCAAGGUCGACACAGCCACUAUGUACUCCUUCAUCCAGCACCUUGUCUCCGGCCCUGAGGAUGACGAGCCGCUGCGCUGA